AGCAUGUCGUUGAUAGGCUUGCAGCCCUGGUAUUCCUGCUGUUAUCGAUAGGCACAGUAUAUUUUGGCGCUUCUGUGACGGUUACACUGUUGAUAUUUCACCAGUUUCAGAAGCCCCGUCGGGUGUGCAUUGUUUCCACUGAAGUACAAUCAGUUGAAACCCCUUCAAGUAUGGAGCGUCGAUUUAGUUUGAGCAACUUCUCGCCCUCGCCGCGUCUCUCGAAUCCCAUGGCGGAUUCCACGCGGCUCGACGCGUCUUCCAUAUCUAGUGGGGUCCCUGCCGCCAGUGGCCUGCCCCUGGGACUGAGUCCUAGACGGCAGAGCAACCUUCUCAACGGCACCCGCACACCAGACAGAUCGUUCGCCAACCAGACCAGUGCCAGCAUCUCGCGACAAAAACUGAACCUUAGUCAGUUGGAUCCCAAAACCUUUGCCGAUGUCCAUAGCAGUGGCCUGGCUUCCCGAAUAGUUUCUUAUCAUGACAAUAGCCUCGGCGGACGAGGAGGCCUGCAGCGCAGCAUGUCCGCCAGCAACCUGUACAACCCUAUGCUUAAACCACGAAGGAUGCCAGGAGCCCCAUUGCCGUACAAGGCGACCGUUCCGGCCCUUUCGAUGACUAAAAUUGCCCCGCCCGAGAGGAGCUUCUAUUCCGGAAAUACCCUGCCUAGUCUAUUGCGCUCCAACUCACUGGUAGGUGUCGUUCACAAGGCCAGCGAGCAGGAGCAGCUAUCCCGGGAGAACCGCCCCAUCUUGCAUCCCCCGCACCCGCAACACGACAGCGAACCCACCCGAAGCGUGCUGGACGAGCUGAAAGAAAUAUCGCGAAAACGAAUCAACAGUGGCGAACCGCAGUCGCCGCACGACUUUACGAAGCGGAGUUGCCAGCGGGUAGAUUUUGUGGAUCAUCACAAUUUCCAUCAUCACCAGCAGCAGCAUCAGCAGACCCUCAAAAGGCAACGGGAGCUUACUGUGACCGUCCCGCUACGACACCACUCGGUGGCCUUGGCCGCUCCGCCGCCGACAUUGCCGCACAUCCACUCCAAUGGGUCCAAUGUCUCGCCCCAACAGUCACCCGAGCAGCUGGCCAAGAGACGGAAUUGCAGUUUCAACAAUGGCAUCGCCUCCUCGUUGAGCUCAAGCCGGCGGCAUACCAACAAAAGAAAGCUGUUCGAUCUUCGGGAAAGCAGCCACAACCAUACCAACGAUUCUGUACGCAGCGGGUACUCUCCCGACAACUCCCUCGUCGAGAAUGCGGCCAAGGUGCAGCGCAAGGUGGAUGGUGCAUCCGUGAGCAAAACGCGAAGUAUGCCGGUUUCGUCUGCGAUUGCUGUGGCGCUUCCACGAACCCAGUCUGUUCCUCCAGUCGUCCAACCUGCCGUCGAGGCUCAGCCGAGGACCACGAAACCGAAGCUCACGCUGUUUAAUGCCACGCAGAGUGAUAAAGAACAAAAGCCGCAAAAGCUGAAGGACCUCGAAAGCCCGGACGUGGAUGCUGGGGAGUAUGCGGGCAUUCAGUUUGUGAAGCCGAAGCAGCAAAGUUCAGCGCUGGGUGUCAGGAAUCCCAAUGCCGAUCGCACAACAAAGACCAAGCUGGCGAUAAUGUUGAGUGGCCUGAAGGGUGAACUCUAUCAAGGGGAGCCGGACGAACUGGACGCAACAUUGCCGAAACCAGCAGCACUGCCAACGCCGAUCAAACCCACAGUUGUGGCCCCAACUGUGCCAGCAACGACGACCGAAGCCAAGACGACUGUGUCGCCCAUUAAGCCACUUAUAUUAAGUAAUGAACUAAUUAAGCCAGCUAAUGAUACAAGUGCAGCUCCUGCAGUUCCAUCUUCCUCUACCACGAGCACAGUGACAUCGACACCCAAGCCCGAGAAGACUCCUGCAGUGGCGGAAAUCAAGCCAAUCUCCAGCCUGACCGCGCCAAGCUCGACUGCAGCUCCAAGUACGACUGUGACUCCAAGCUUGACUGUAGCUCCAAGUUUGACUUCAGCUCCCAGCUCCACCGCAGCUCCCACUCUCACGACUACUUUUGCCAGUCCGAAGCUAACAGAUGGAACCCCCAAACCUGCACUUUUUUCAUUUGGUGCUACGAGCAGCACUGCUAGCACCACUCCCGUUUCUACUUCAACUCCCGCCUUCACUUUCGGCCAAAAGCCAGCCGGCGGACCUACAGUAGGCGCUGCCACAGCAUUUAAACUCGAGACUCCGAUGAGUAAAACACUCACAACACCGACGACAAGCAACACAGUUACUCCUUCUACAACUAGCCUGUCCUUUGGAGGACCACCGAAACCAGUAACAUCCUCUGCACCAUCCCUGAAAUUCGGCAUGCCUGAACAACCAGCGGCUAGCAGCGCCGCCGGUGCGACUCUGCCGGUCUUUGGGGCUCCUGCACCGGCUUCGUCAGAGCCCUCCUCCGCCAAGGCGCCCUCCGCCACGGUGGCUCCCUUACCCAGCGCAACCUCUGGCCUAGCGGAAGCACCAAAACCCUUUGCGUUUGGCCAGCCUAGCAGCGCCAACAGCGGAGGAAUCAGUGGAGGACCAGCUGCCAAGCCGGCUGUCUUCAACUUUGGUGGAAGUACCGCUCAAGUCUCGGCACCAGCAGCUCCACAGCCAACCGAUCUGUUUGGAGGCCAGAACAAACCACAAAGCAAUACAUUUGGUGGAGUUUUCGCCGCGCCGACGGCCGCCAAGCCAGAGCCGGCGAAGCCCGGAAUUUUUGGCAGUCAGGACAACAGCUUUGGAAGUGCAUUCAAACCAUCAGAGCCCAUCAAGCCUUUCCCAUUCAAUGAGACCACACCCGCGGCUGGUGGCCCCAAACCGUCUUCGAAUCUCUUUACCUUUGGAGGAGCCACAACACCAGCAAAGCCAGAUGCACCAGCUCCCAACCCCUCAACCAAUGUGUUUGGCCAACCCAAGUCCCCAGCACCAACACCAUUUGCUUUCUCGAUGGGAUCAAGCGGUAAUGCCGAGAAACCAGUAUUCGCUUUUGGAGGAGUAGGAGGUGGAGGCGGGGGCGGAGAUAGUAGCAAACCCAGUUCUGUUUUCAACUUCGGUGGUGGUGACAAGAGCAACGCGGCUGCAACUCCAUCGGCAGUAUCUUCAGCUGCCACUUCGACCAGCAACGGCUUUGGGUUCAGCCAAGUACAGAAGCCCGCGACACCAAUGUUUGGAUCGACAUCGACACAGGACAACACCAACUCUCUGGGCGGCUCCAAACCUUUUACAUUUGGAGGAGAUGCCCAGCAGGCGGCUGGCCCGGCAGCAGGUGGCUUUUCGUUCGCCUCGGUGGCCAAAAAGGCCGAGGAACCGAAGCAAACAAACAUAUUCGGCAGCUCCGCCAGUGCUAGCAACUCGACCUUUGCCUUUGGAGGAAACAACAGCAACAACCAGGCUGGAGGACCACCGGCUGCGGCGUCUGGAGGCUUCUCCUUUGCGGCAGUGGCCGCUAAGAAGGAUAAGCCGGCAGGUACCAACUUGUUUGGAAAUCCAGCUGCUGCUACUGCUGGGAUGGCAAAGCCAGCUUUCAACUUUGGAGGAGGCAGUGCAUCCACACCUCAAGCGGCACCCAGCUUCGGAGGAUUUGGAGCUGCCGCCUCACAGGCACCCUCUGCUGCUGCUGCCCCACCAACUGCUCCGGGUCACAACAAACCCUUUGCGUUCGGACAAAGCGCUGCGGGACCGGCUCCCGGCGGCAACCUGUUUGCCAGUGCGGUAGCCGCCGCCCAAAACCAGCCGGCAAAGCCGCCCAGUUUCUCGUUUGGUGGAGCAGCCAAUCCACCAGCCAGCAAUGCCACCGGCAACGCUCCAUUCUCUUUCGGCGGAGCGACAGCUGGCGGCAUCGCUUCCCAGCCCAGCAAUCAGAGCAUGAACACACCGAAGCAGUUUAGUUUCGGCGGCGCCAGCAGCAAUCCGGUACAGAGUGCCUUCGGCAGUCCAGCUCCGUCGCCCAUUCCCUCGGCCCAGAAUGCGGCUGGAGGAGCGUACAACUUUGGCGGCGGUCCCGCCACACCCACUCAGCCGGGCAAUGCUGGCGGCAUGGGAGUCGGCCAGCCACCCGGCACUCCAGAGAAUCGUCUGAUACGCAAAGCUACUCGACGCCUGCAGAAAUAAGACUACGGACUAGGCCCUUGCCCCACCCAAUGUUUAGACCAUUAUUGUUUCUAUAGUUAAAUCCCUGUUCCAAGUCUGUGAAGUUGAAUAAAAUGUGUAAAGUACUAAGGUAUGAAAAUAAAAACUAUUAUAAUGUAAUGCUGUAUUCUGUACUUUUAUUAAAAGCUUUAGAAUCCUCUGCCAUCCGUCGUUCAAUCCUCACCUCGAUCUUCCAGUAUCUUCCAGUGUGGGUGUGUCUGUGGUGCAAGGUUGUGUGUGUAUUUUUUUUCUCCUCCAGUUUACAAUAUUAAUGUGUUUUGUUUUUUUAAAAAAAUAACUUUAAAAUUAAUGUGUCAUGUGUGUGGGUGGUGUGGUGUGGUGUGGUGAGGGGUGUGUGUUUUUUUUAAUAAAGUAAACUAUAAUUAAGUUUUAAAGCAAAGUAGUUGCCGCUCAAUCGGGAAAUUAAAAAUUAAAAAGCAUAAAUGUACAAGUUUCUUAGGGGGAUCAUUAAAAUAAAAUAAGAUUUAGGUGUAAGGCUAUGGGAUACAAUUAAGAAAUAAAUUACAAUUUUUCGUUUGCCCUUCAUCCAGUAGCUGGCUUGGAUUAGAGUACAGUGGGGGAGAUUCCUUGUGAUAGAGGGCCGGACAUUAAAUCGAAUAUUGAACAAAACCACGAACUGCGCGUAAUAAUUUAUAUCUUUAUGUUAUUAUUAAUCGAUUCAUAUGCUAAAUACGUAGUUUACGUG
Drosophila ananassae is the source of this 4839-nucleotide messenger RNA. Its product is annotated as nuclear pore complex protein DDB_G0274915. The record is from RefSeq and is a predicted model, not a curated record. The coding region runs from base 171 to 4115 and encodes 1314 amino acids. NCBI's taxonomy places the organism in Eukaryota, Metazoa, Arthropoda, Insecta, Diptera, Drosophilidae. The transcript is spliced from 5 exons.